Messenger RNA from Drosophila novamexicana, 1613 nucleotides. It is a transcript of the gene Zip102B, whose product is annotated as zinc transporter ZIP9-B. Gene Ontology annotation, biological process: transmembrane transport; zinc ion transport. Gene Ontology annotation, molecular function: metal ion transmembrane transporter activity. NCBI's taxonomy places the organism in Eukaryota, Metazoa, Arthropoda, Insecta, Diptera, Drosophilidae. Gene Ontology annotation, cellular component: membrane. The record is from RefSeq and is a predicted model, not a curated record. The transcript has 3 exons. Bases 47 to 1000 code for a protein of 317 amino acids.
AAAAAGCAAAUAGUUGAGUUGGCAAGCAUAUAAAAACAAACGGAACAUGACUGAGGAGACGAUUAUUCUUAUAUUGUUGGUAAUUGUGAUGUUAGUUGGAUCCUACCUAUCUGGAAGUAUACCCUUGGUUAUGAAAUUGAGUGAGGAAAAAUUAAAAUUUGUCACGGUACUUGGCGCUGGCUUGUUGGUGGGCACAGCCCUCACAGUUAUUAUACCGGAGGGUAUACGUUCCUUAUAUAUGGACACCCAGCAAACUCAAACAGAUGCAAAUACAUCCCAAUUGUCAGCCGGCUUGAUCAAGCCACAUGAUUACUCGCGUACAAUAGGACUUUCACUUGUGCUGGGGUUUGUUUUCAUGAUGCUUGUGGACCAAGUUUCACAACGAAAAACCAACAAAGGAAAUGAUAAUGACAAGAAUAUUACGGCUACCCUCGGACUAGUGGUGCAUGCUGCAGCUGAUGGAGUUGCUUUAGGUGCAGCAGCAACAACUAGUCACCAGGAUGUAGAAAUAAUUGUAUUUCUAGCUAUUAUGCUGCACAAGGCUCCGGCUGCGUUUGGCUUAGUCAGUUUUUUGCUGCAUGAAAAAGUUGAACGACAACAGAUCCGGAAGCACCUUGGUAUAUUCUCUCUGUCCGCACCAUUGUUGACGCUCCUCACUUACUUUGGCAUUGGGCAAGAACAAAAGGAGACGCUUAAUUCGGUAAAUGCUACUGGAAUUGCCAUGUUAUUUUCUGCCGGAACCUUUUUGUACGUUGCAACAGUUCACGUAUUGCCUGAAUUAACUCAGGGCGGGCACAGUGGACAUCCCAACCGAAAAGGCGGACCCGGCCAAUAUGACUACCAUGUUAUAGAGGAAUCUCGAGAGGUUGCUGCCAAUGACUCAUCUGCUAAUGGAUCGACUCAAUCAUAUAAUGUACAAGGCCUGCGGUACAGCGAGCUUAUUAUCAUGAUAUGCGGUGCCUUACUGCCGCUGGUCAUCACAUUUGGGCAUCAGCAUUAGCGAAAGAAUUAAGUUUCUCAAUUGCAGCAGCAAUAUGAUUCCCGUCACUCAUUCGCAAUUUGUAAAUAAGAUAUAGGGCUAUUUGUAAGUACAUACUGUUGUUGAAAUAUUUGUGUUAGCUGCAUUUCUUUUAUCUAUAUUUUGGGGUCCAAUUCAUCGUGAAAUGAUUACAUUCAACAAUUUCGUUUUUGAUCAUUUAUUUAUUUGUUAUAUGUAUAUGUAUGUAAUAAUAAUAUAAUAAUGACUUAAGUAUAUGCGACUUGGCUUUAACGCACUUAGUUUUUAACCGUCUCUGUGUCCUGUGUAUCGGUCGGGUGAAUAUGGAGAGUAAUGGCGAAGUUACGCAUGUGUUUAUUUAAUAGUUAUUUCAUCUUUUAGUAUCUUUAGGCCACUCGAAUUUAGUUUUGUUCCUUACACAUGUAUGUGUAUAUUUAUGUGUAUUUAUUUUCUCUUUAUUGUAAGUAGGUAUGAAUGAAUAAGUACGGCUAGUAUAUUGUAUCAUUUCUCCAAAUAAUUUGAAGUCUUUUGGCAGGUGUCCUACAGCCCCAAAAAAAACCUACAAAUAUCCGCAUGAAACUAAUAUGCAAUACAACCACAUAUAUUUUACGAAGAA